Molecule: messenger RNA, 754 nt
Organism: Morus notabilis
Lineage: Eukaryota; Viridiplantae; Streptophyta; Magnoliopsida; Rosales; Moraceae
Product: 40S ribosomal protein S13
Exons: 5
Coding region: 103-558 (151 amino acids)
Biological process (GO): translation
Cellular component (GO): nucleolus; cytosolic small ribosomal subunit; ribosome
Molecular function (GO): small ribosomal subunit rRNA binding; structural constituent of ribosome
Source: RefSeq, a predicted model, not a curated record
CCUUCUCCAUCAUAGAUAGGUUAGGGAUUCUCAGAGCAGAAGCGGAGAGGCGAAGCUAGCUAGGGCAACCAACAGAGGCACAGAGACAGCCAGGCCGUCGCCAUGGGUCGCAUGCACAGUCGAGGUAAGGGAAUUUCUGCUUCAGCUCUUCCGUACAAGAGGACUCCUCCGAGCUGGUUGAAGAUCUCUUCCCAGGAUGUUGAUGAGAACAUCUGCAAGUUUGCCAAGAAGGGUUUGACUCCCUCUCAAAUUGGUGUCAUCCUUCGUGAUUCUCACGGCAUUGCCCAAGUGAAGAGCGACACAGGGAGCAAGAUAUUGCGUAUCCUGAAGGCUCAUGGUCUUGCUCCCGAGAUACCCGAGGAUCUGUACCAUCUCAUCAAGAAGGCUGUCUCAAUUAGGAAGCAUUUGGAGAGGAACAGGAAGGACAAAGAUUCCAAGUUUAGGUUGAUUCUGGUUGAGAGCAGGAUCCAUCGCCUAGCUCGCUACUACAAGAAGACAAAGAAGCUUCCACCAGUGUGGAAAUAUGAAUCUACUACCGCCAGCACUCUUGUGGCUUAAGGUAGAAAUAGGACUGGUGACAGUUUUGGUCGUUCUGUUUAUGUAACUUUUGGAUGAGCAAAGACUUUGUUCUUUUUGUCUUUCCUAUUUUUUGAUACUUAAUCUUAGCGUCUCUUUUCUUUGAGUUAAAGAAAACUUAUGCAUCAAAUUCUUGGCAAUGGAUUUUUGUUAAUGUGAUAAAUUAUGUUUUUGCAAA